UGCUAAUAUCUAACUGAAAAAUAAUAAAAUUGAAAGCUGCUCCCUCAGAACACAUAACCACAUACACUUCGGUUAAUCCGAAAGAAGCUCAUCGGAAUCGCAAGACACCGCCGACGACAUGGCCGCCGCCGUGACCGAUAUGGCCCGCCGUCACACGAUUAGCCAAAUACUGGUCGACCUCGUCAAGUUCGCCGUCGGUUCCGCCAUCGACGGCUCACGCAGAAUCAUCCCUGGUAGGAAGCAGGUAGAUAAGAUGGUGCCAGAAGGAUUAAUAAACAUACCCUUGCCAACCCCUUUAAAGGCCAAGAAACACCCUGAUUUAAAGGUUGCAAAUGACCUCCCUUUUGAGACAAAAAUGGAGGAAGUGAAGGAAGACAUGAAUAACCUAAAGCAGCAGUACGAAGCAUCAAUCAAACGUGUUGAAGAAUCACAGCCGCCAAACAAAUCUGAUGGCGGCUUUAAGGAAAUCAAUCUUGUGCAGGGCAAUGGAAGGAGGGUAUUCAUUCGAUCUCGUCUAUAGAAUGGAAUUUUCAAAACCUACACUAGAGAUUCUACACAUCCAUAAGAUAGUGCAACAUAAAAUGUGCUUUGUUUUUCUAUUCUCCCCUCUGACCAUGUUAGAUGGGAAGGGGGAUAAUAACUGGGCUUGAGGUUUGACCGUAUGAGCCUGGGUACUGUCACCACUUGAGGUAUACUAAGUUUCUUAGGUCCUAUAACAUGUCCUAUAAUAUCCUAUAACAUGUCUUGUAUGUAACAUGUUCAAUAACAUCUAUUUUUUUUUUCCAAUGAAUAUACUACAAUUUACAAACCCCA
Messenger RNA from Glycine soja, 813 nucleotides. RefSeq lists its product as uncharacterized. The transcript has 2 exons. NCBI's taxonomy places the organism in Eukaryota, Viridiplantae, Streptophyta, Magnoliopsida, Fabales, Fabaceae. The record is from RefSeq and is a predicted model, not a curated record. The coding region runs from base 119 to 520 and encodes 133 amino acids.